GAAACUACGUUAAGCUUAAGCUUAUUUUGAUUUUGUUUUUUCAUUACAAUCUUGGCUGAGGGAAUAAAACUUUCUCCCUCAGCCUUUUUAAAUCUGAAUUUUGAUUUUAGCUUUUCUUCUAUUUUUUCAUAAAUUAAUUUUUUACUUUAUUGAGUUUCUGAAUAUCUAUUUUUUUUAAUUAAUUAUUAAUGGACGACAACAAGAGCGUAGAAUUGGCUCAGUCACAAAUCAACAAAUGGGAAGCAAACGACACCGUUUCAAUAUUUAACGGCGACCGUGAAAAUGCAAAACAGUACCUUAACGCCGUUAAGGGGUUACAGUCAGCCAUGCAGAAUUUCAUUUCUCAGAAAUCUGCAACGGAGAAACUAAUCAGAGCACAAUUUCUUAUGGAAACCGCCAUGAGAAGACUUCAGAGAGAGUUUUACCAUAUCUUGUCCUCUAAUCGAGAGUGUUUGGAUCCUGAAUCGGUUUCGAGUCACUCUUCGUCAAGAACUUCCACGAUUUCGAGUUUCUCUGAUUUCGAAGAUGAGUUGGAAGACGAGUUGAGAGUCACAACCGAAUCGAUUUCGGAAGUUGAGCGGGUAUCGAUUGCGGCCAUGGCGGAUUUGAAGUCGAUUGCGGAUUGUAUGAUUUCGGCUGGUUACGCCAAAGAGUGUGUGAAGAUUUAUACGAAUGUACGGAAAUAUAUUAUCGAUCAGGGUUUGUACCGUUUGGGAGUGGAGAAGAUGAGUUUCUCUCAGAUCCAGAAACUUGAAUGGAAUAUUAUGGAGAUUAAAAUCAAGAGCUGGCUUAAAGCUGUAAAAGUCGCCGUGAAAACAUUGUUUUACGGUGAGAGAAUUCUCUGCGAUCAAGUUUUUGCUUCUUCUGAAUCGAUCAGAGAAUUGUGGUUCAACGAGAUCUGCGGUGAAGGUGCCACGUUGCUCUUCAGUUUCCCUGAAUUAGUAGCGAAAUCGAAGAAAUCUCCAGAGAAAAUGUUUCGAACACUCGAUUUGUACGAAGCGAUUACAGAUUUAUGGCCAGAGAUCAACUCAAUCUUCUCCUAUAAAUCAACCUCCGCCGUUAGAUCUCAAGCUUCUAACUCACUCAUCAAAUUAAACGAAUCCGUACGAACAAUGAUGACAGAUUUCGAAUCGGCAAUACUUAAAGACUCAUCGAAGAAGAAACCCGUUCCCGGCGGCGGAAUCCAUCCUUUGACUCGUUACGUAAUGAACUACAUCUCAUUCUUAGCCGAUUACAGCGAGGUUCUUUCAAUCAUCGUCGCCGAUUGGCCGUUACCAGUCCACGCGCCGUUGCCGGAAUCUUACUUCGGAAGCUCGAACAACAACAAGAACGAUCACGAAACCUCGUCGUCAUCGUCGCCGGGAUUGUCCGUACGGAUCGCUUGGCUUAUUUUAGUUCUUCUCUGCAAAUUAGACGGUAAAGCAACAUUGUUCAAAGACGUUUCUCUCCCUUAUAUAUUUUUAGCUAACAAUCUUCAAUACGUCGUCGUAAAGGUCCGAAACUCAAACCUAAAAUUCAUACUUGGUGACGUUUGGAUUUCCAAGCACGAAGCCAAGUUGAAACAAUACGUGUCGAGUUUCGAGGCCGUUGGAUGGAGCACGGUGUUCUCAUCAAUACCAGAUGAUCCAACGGCUGAUAUUACUCCUGAACAAGCUAAGAAGAUAUUCAAGAAAUUCAUAUCGAGUUUCGAAGAGGCUUAUUGUAAACAGAUUAGUUGGGUCGCACCCGACCCGAAACUCCGAUACUUGAUUAAAGCCUCUGUUGCGGAUAAAAUUGUGGGUCCGUACAAGGUUUUUUAUGAGAGGAAUCGAAUCGGGUUGGUAACAGCUUGCGGGUCGGAUUCUGUGGUGAGAUAUACGCCCGAGAAUUUAGAUAGUUUUUUGUGUGAUCAUUUUUCUUUGGGACUGGAAAUGUAGAGAAUUUUCCUUCCUCUAAUUAAUUAGGUUUGGUUUUAUGUUUUAUUUGGGAGGAGAAUUUUCGUUUGUUGAGAGCUCUCUUUGUAUUUGUUUUUUUAAUUUUCUUUUUGUGAGGAAAUGGAAUAUUGUAAAGCUAAAAGCUUAGAUCAUAUAGUGUAAAGAUAUACAUAUUAUUCA
Cannabis sativa is the source of this 2093-nucleotide messenger RNA. RefSeq names its product exocyst complex component EXO70H1. NCBI's taxonomy places the organism in Eukaryota, Viridiplantae, Streptophyta, Magnoliopsida, Rosales, Cannabaceae. Gene Ontology annotation, biological process: exocytosis. Bases 189 to 1916 code for a protein of 575 amino acids. Gene Ontology annotation, molecular function: phosphatidylinositol-4,5-bisphosphate binding. The record is from RefSeq and is a predicted model, not a curated record. Gene Ontology annotation, cellular component: exocyst. The transcript has a single exon.